AUGGCAGACUACAGCAAGCAGACGGUCGCGCAAUUGCGGCAGCUGUUGAAGGAUCGUAGUAUACCGAGUACCGGCCUGACACGAAAAGCGCAGAUUAUCGAGAAGUUGCAAGAGGCAGACGGUGCUGAAACUUCGAGUUCUGCUCAAACUUCCAAUGCGCACCACGCGAGUACCGAGAACGCAGACGCGCCGCCCGAUCCGGUGGAGCAGGUCAAGGAAGAAGUUGGCCAUGGCGACACUGCUGGCAGAGAGAAUGCUCCGGGACCCGCGCUCUCUGAGGCUGGAGAACCAGAGCAACCGAACCACGAAAACGAGUCGAAACCACCACCCGUACCUGCAGCGACUACCGAACCCCUCCCUGAGACAAUCUCGCACAUUGACAGCGACAUUCCUCCGCCAGACCAGAUCAAGGCAAUAGAGGAGCCUAUGGAAGACGCCACCAAUACGGACGAGCCCGGUUCGAUACAACCCGCGAGAGUCUUCAACGCGCCGCCCGCGGAUCCCAUUGGCCCAACCGUUACAGAGCCUACAGAUGCGGAAGUCGAGGACGUAAAACAGGUCCAGGUUGCAGGGGACGAGCUGCCAGAUGCUCCUGGGCCGGCUGCUGAGGCGUUGCGAAUGGUGCAGCCACCAUCUGGACUUGUCGAAGACUUGCAAGAUGCAACAGCGGACGAGAAGAUGGCUUUAAUCGCAUCAGACGAACAGCAAUCAGUAGAGAAGCCAGACACACUUGCGGUUCCAGGGUCGCCGAUGAUCGACACAUCGAGGCUGAACACAGAGGAAUUAGAUGCAGAUUCAAAGAAGAGAAAAAGAAGGAGUGGCACACCGGAGAUGGCAGCUGAAGACAUCAAGGCAAAGAAACAUAAGCCAGCUCAAGAACCGGCUCCUGAAAUCCACUUGCACGAAGAUGAAGACACAGUCAUGGAGCAAAGAAGACCGGAGGAAGAGGCCGACAGCCCAACAGACGUCAAGUCACACGAAACGAACGGAAAUCGCACCCCACCAGUCGAAGAGCAGCCACCAGCCGUGGAGGCAGAUACCAAGCGCGAGAAAAAGGAGAAGGCUGCUCGAUACAAAGACCUGGUGAAGUCCAGCGCAGACGACACUCCCCAGGAAGCCUUAACUGACGACAGGCCUACAGUACCCGCACUUCACCCUGUAACAUCUGCUUUGUACAUCCGCAACUUUAUGCGCCCUCUGCGUCCAGAGCCACUGCGAGCACACUUGAUUUCUCUUGCCUCGCCACCAUCUAGCUCACCAGACCCUACCAUAGUUGAGGACCUUUUCCUAGAUUCGCUGAAGACGCAUGCUCUCGUACUGCUUAGUACUAAGACCGCUGCAUCACGAGUACGAGCGUCGCUCCAUGGCUCCAUCUGGCCACCAGAGGGCAACAGGAAAGAGUUAUGGGUAGAUUUCGUUCCGGACGAGACGGUAAAAGACUGGAUCAGAGAGGAAGAGGACGCGUUGGCUGCAGAGAAAGAGGCCCGUGCAAAUAAACUGCCGACUAACCCGAAGCGAUUCGAGGUUGUGUAUUCCGAAUCGAGCAAUGGUUCAGUCACAGCCGUGUUUCAAGAAGUCGGAUCAAGCGCUCCUGCAAAUGCACCACGAGGCCCACGCGCAAGCAUUGACGUACGAAGGCCAUCCAUACAACAACCACUUACACCGUCACUUUCGACCGCUCCAUCAAAAGACACACGGCAAGAUACUGAAGCCUCGUUCAAAACACUCCACGACCUGUUCAGCGCUACAGAAGCGAAACCUCAACUUUUUUACUUGCCUGUUUCAGAUGAGAUCUCCGAACUGAGACUGAAGGAAUUGGAAGCCGAGACAAGUAGAGACUGGUCACCUGGCGAGACUAGGAAAGGACGGGGUAUCAAGGCUGAGAUGAAGUACAAAUACAGUUUCGAUGAAGAGGACAGAAUCGUCGAGGUUGGUGAAGAACGCGAUGAGGGCUAUAGAGGUGGUAGAGGUGGCGGUGGCUUCAGAGGGCGAGGGCGAGGUGGAUACAGAGGAAGAAGAGGAGACAUGUGGAGAGGAUGA
This is a messenger RNA of Alternaria postmessia, 2040 nucleotides long. RefSeq lists its product as uncharacterized. The record is from RefSeq and is a predicted model, not a curated record. The transcript has 2 exons. Lineage: Eukaryota; Fungi; Ascomycota; Dothideomycetes; Pleosporales; Pleosporaceae. The coding region runs from base 1 to 2040 and encodes 679 amino acids.